AUGGCGAAGAAACCUAUCUCGGACCCGGCCUCUCCCGUCGCGGACGCGGAUAAAGCAGACCGAAACGUAUCGUUGCACGAGCGGGAGAAGGAUUCGUCUGCAGAUGAUGAUGAUGAUGAUGAGGAUAUUGUUCGGCCGAGAGGUCGAAUGGCCGCGAGGAUGCAGGCGGCGGAGGACGAUUCCGAGCCUGAAGCAGAGAAGCCAGCAGAGAGCGCCCGCGAGCGCGUGAAGAAGAUGCUCAUGAUGAAGAGCAAAUCGCCCGAGCCAGCCGCGAAUCCCGAGAGCAGCGAUGAGAACGAUGCACCUAUCGCCUCACGGAAACGGAGAGUCAGAGUACCACGGAGAAGCACGCCGGUUUCGAGUCCCAGGAGAACAUCCGCUUCCCCAGGUCUGUUUGUCUCGCCCUCCAAGCCUGCGGAUGCUUCGCGUGAUGCGUCUGAUUCUGAGGAGUUCCCUCUUAAUCCUCUUCAGGAUGAUCGUUUCAAAGCACUCGUCGAGAAGAAGCGUCAGGAACGGCUUGAGAGGGAGGCCCGGGAAGCAGCUCAAAAGGCAAAGAAGAUGGCGGAGCGGAAGAGACAAGCUACGAUGCUAGAGGAGGAUGACGAUAUGAGCGAUGACAAUGUGGAACGACGUCUCACUCAACAAGCCAAGCCUACCCGUAAGGCGAGUAAGAAGGCGCUGGAGGAGAUCGCUAGGAAAACACAGCGUAUGAGCCGCGACAUGCAGUUGGCUCAUGAUCCCAGGACAAAGAAGAAGAUCACUAAGGAAGACUUGUUUAAGAGGUUCAACUAUAGACCGGCGGGAGGCAUGAAGGAAGAGAAUACUGAGUCUACACAACCCGGGAGCUCGAGUCCCCCACCUAAUUCCGAUGUUGAGAUGCAUGAUACACCCCCGACAUCCCCGGCAUCUCAUGCAAGUGAGAUUGAGAAAACCUCGACAGCUAUUAAUGCACCCGCGAUUUCGAACGAAUCAGCUGAGAUGGAAGUUGAUGGCGAUUUGCCAACUCUCGAGGAGGCUUUGACUUCCUCUCCGCCCCGAAAGUUGGACAAGGGCAAAGCGAAGGCUGUUGAUGAGCCUUUACCAGAGACCGAAUUACCAGAGAGGAAACCUCAAUUCAAGCAACGCCCUAUUCGUAUCCGACCACCAGUGAUCACCGAUAGGAAAGCCUCUACCCUAGACGACUCUGACAGCGAUCUUGAAAUUCUUACAGCGAAAUCACCAGAUGCUAGAAUGAAGAGACUGGACACUAUUUUCGACCGUGUUCCUGCCAGGCAAGCCAAUGAGCCCCAUUCUCUCCAGGCGUUGAAGAUGCUUGCCCAUCUCAAGUCUCCUGGAAAGCAGACUUUGGGGAAGAACAAGAAACCCUCCAUGACCACCACUGAAUUACAACUCUCGCUCCAACAACGUGCCAGACAGCAAGCUGCACGCGAAAGGGAGGAGAGGCUGGAAGCUUUGAGGGCUAAAGGUGUUAUCGUGCAGACUGCGGAAGAGAGAGAGAGAGCCAUGGCCGAGGUCGAGGAUCUCAUUGCUAAGGCUAGGCGUGAGGCCGAAGAACUCAGGGAGAAGGAGAAGGCAGCUGCCAAAAGAGAGAGGAAGGCAAAGGGCGAGGUCGAUCCUCUGGGAGAUAGUAGUGAUGAUGAAGACUGGGAAGAGACUAAAGAGAAACCCGAGGAAUUGUCUCUAUCUGGUUCAGAAGAUGAGGAGGAAGGUGCCAAUGACGCAAGUGGUGAAGAAGAGGAGGACGACGAGGAGGACGAGGAGGAAGAUGAAAUGGAACUGGACGGUGAAGAGGAAGCAGAGACUACUGCACCAAACCCAAUAUUCGAUAAUGAAGCCGAUGAGACUGACAACGAUGAGGCUGAGGCUCAGUUGUCUAUCGAUGAGGAUAUGCCUGGAACUGGCGAUCUGGAGGACGAUCAAGAAGAGGAGUUACCUGUCAACCGGAAAAGUCGUCGGUCAAGGAAAUCCAAUGUCAUCUCCGAUGAUGAAAACGAAGAGAAGCCCGUAGUGGAAACACCAUCAGCGUCACGGACCAACUCUCUGAUGCCAACCCGGACAAGCUCUCCAACAGCUCCAACCUCCGUGCUCCGCUCUGCCACAAAGACCUUUAUCCCCGGACUACCAGUUACAGGCCCAGUGGGUCUUAGUUUGACCCAGAUCUUUGCUGGCACUAUGGACGACAGUCAAAUCGAGCCUUCUCAGGGAUCACCAACGGCUUCCAAAUCCAUCGAUCCCCACGUUGACGCCGAGAACGACCCAAUGGCAUUUUUGAGACGAUUGCCUGCUCCAGACCUCCCACCAUUUGUGCCCACAAUGGAGGAAGAUUCACAAGAUGUUGUUAUGGACAGCCAACGUGAAGUUAGCCACGUUCCGGAAUCACAACCCAUGGAAACUCAGACCCAAGGGAUCCAACUGGGAUUCUCUCAGUCACAAGUACAUGGCUUUGACAGCCUUAUUGAUCCGAUGGCGACCCAAGUCUCUGAAUUCCCAGAAGCGACGCAAGAUAGAGGAUUCCAACAUCUGACGCCUAUCAAAGGACGCUUUGUUGAAGCCCCGCCAUCGACAAUCGACACCGUAGUAAUUGGACCAGAGUCUGUCCCGGAAGCUGUUGCGGAAACGCCAGUCGUCAAGAAGAAGGGCAAAUUGCGGCGAAGAGCCCAAGUUGCCGCUUUUUCAGAUGAAGAAGAUGCAGAGGAACCUGCAGAAGUGGAAGAACAAGAAGAUGAGUUCGAAAUUACCGCCAAUGUAUUCGAUGUUAUGCGUAAAGCCGCCAGGAAGAAGGAACCCGUUGUGGACAAUUUCGACAAGAAGACCAGCAAGGCUAAGGAGAUGAUACAAGAACAAGCCGAAGAAUCUGAGGAUGAGUACGCUGGACUGGGUGGAGCUAGUGAUGAUGAGAGUGGCGAUGAAGAGGAUGAAUAUGUUAAAGCGAUGAUUGAUGAUGAAGGUGGGAAGGACGUGGAUGAGAGGAAGAUUGCUGCAUUCUUUGCGGAUCGUGAGAGAGCAAAUGACGAGAAGCAAGUGGAGAAGCUGUAUAACGAUAUCACGAAAGGAAUGCUGCGGAGAAAGAGAGGAGCUGACUACGACCUUUCGGACUCUGACGAUGGUGGUGAGGCACGGAAACGAAUGAAACGCAGAGAGUUCGCGAAGAUGCGUAAAGCUCUCUUAGCUGAUGAGCGUAUUGGGAAGAUCGCAGAGAACCCUAAGAGGCAGGCUUUCCUGCGUGCUCUCGAGGACCGCGGCAGUGAGGAUGAGAUGGACUUCCUCGAUGACUUUGCAGAGCAAGAGGAGGGAGCUGAUUCUCAGUCCCAAUCCCAGGCGGAGGACUCGCAGCAGCGAGUGCCAGACAGCCAACCUGAUGUUGUAAUGGGUCCUCCAAAGCGCAAGCGCUCUGAUGACACCGCAGAGAUGGAGCCAAGAGCUCCACCACACCUUCGCCGCACCAAGCCUUCCAAGAAGCCGUCCAACCUUUCCGAAAUCCGGGAAUCUCUUUCAAGUCUCAUUGAGGAGCCUAACGCGGUGAUUGCUCCCCCCGAAUCUGGUUCUGACACGGAAGAUGAGCUUGAAAUUGAAGGCGAGGACCUGAGCACCCACAAAGAGAAAGAAAAAGAGAACCGAGAUCCUUUCGCCUUAAGGAGAAAGAACGUGCCAAUCAUCGACCGCAUCUCUCUCAAGCGCGCCUCCUCAAGCUCUAUCUCCAACAACACGCGUCUUGCGUUCUCAGCUUCCUCAACCGCACCAGGCUUCAAGGUCCCUCCUCUCCUCAGACGCGCUACUACAAACAACAGUCUUGCAUCCACCUCGUCAACUACGUCGAGCGUGAGCGGCGGUGGCGCAUCUGCUGCUACUGAGCGAAUGGCGGGUGGGGGAGGUAGUGAUGGGAUUAAGAGGGGAGGAGGGAAGAAUAGCGGUGUACAUUACUUUGCGCGGGAGAGCGAGCGGAGAGCCGCGCUUGUAAAGACGGAGAAAAGAAGGGAGCAGAAGAUGUUCAAAGGGGCAGAGGUGCGGAGGAAGGUUGUGGGUGGCUUGUUCGGUAGCGGGAAGUUUGAGUAA
Amorphotheca resinae ATCC 22711 is the source of this 4053-nucleotide messenger RNA. RefSeq lists its product as hypothetical. Gene Ontology annotation, biological process: activation of protein kinase activity; mitotic G2 DNA damage checkpoint signaling; mitotic DNA replication checkpoint signaling. Bases 1 to 4053 code for a protein of 1350 amino acids. The record is from RefSeq and is a predicted model, not a curated record. The transcript has 2 exons. NCBI's taxonomy places the organism in Eukaryota, Fungi, Ascomycota, Leotiomycetes, Helotiales, Amorphothecaceae. Gene Ontology annotation, molecular function: anaphase-promoting complex binding.